Lactuca virosa is the source of this 375-nucleotide messenger RNA. Lineage: Eukaryota; Viridiplantae; Streptophyta; Magnoliopsida; Asterales; Asteraceae. The record is from the annotation of a GenBank genome assembly.
AUGAGUGAACAUGUACCAGAAACACAGGAGGACAAUGGUGAAAACAAGGAGGAGAUUGACUAUGAAGAUGAAGUUGAAGAAUCACAGGAGGACAAUGAUGAAGAUGGAGCUGAGGAUGAUGAAGAGGGAGUUGAUGAUACUCAAGUUAGGGUUAGAACUCAAGUCAGGAGGUUUAAGGGAUACUUACCCGGGAAAUUAGGGCAACCGAUGAACCUCCUGCCAGGGUUUGUUGGCCUCCAUGAUGUCCACUUACCAACGGGGUCUUCACAAAAGCAUGUUGCCCUUAAUGCUUGCCUUCAUGAUCGGAUAUUGCUCCUACUUCCCACUGAGAUUGAAGAUGCCAUUUUGGUAGAGUUUUGUUUCGAUGGAGGGUAA